Messenger RNA from Pteropus alecto (black flying fox), 2353 nucleotides. RefSeq names its product MOS proto-oncogene, serine/threonine kinase (gene MOS). Gene Ontology annotation, biological process: protein phosphorylation. The record is from RefSeq and is a predicted model, not a curated record. The transcript has 3 exons. Gene Ontology annotation, molecular function: protein kinase activity; ATP binding. NCBI's taxonomy places the organism in Eukaryota, Metazoa, Chordata, Mammalia, Chiroptera, Pteropodidae. Bases 824 to 1873 code for a protein of 349 amino acids.
UGACGUGGUGGUCACUCAGUGCGCAUGCGCUGACGUGGCCAUAGCGCUCCGAGGCGGGGCCUCGCGAGUGGGGUUCUUCGUUGUUGUAACGACAUCGACUUUAAAGGCUUUUCAAAAACAUCUCCGAGCAGUUACGUGAUGUUUCUGAAUUGAAAUGAAGUGAAAAUGAAAUCCUGUGUACGCAGAAGGGUCAGGAAACCGUGCAACAUGGCGCAGUUCGACUUUAGGCAUAUCGCUUGCGGGGUGGUGACGGCCUAGUCCACGUGUUUCUCGGCCCCCCUGGCAGCGCAGGCCCAGGCCCACGCCACCGCAGUUCCGGAUGAGACGUGUACAGAUUCCAGGGCCAAAGAGGCCUCGGGAGCCAUAUGUCGUGCAGGGGAGGCGGCGAUGGCGCUGUAGGGGAGGCGGCGAUGGCGUUGUUCGGACUGCUUGAACAGAAGCCGCUCAACUCCAGUAACUUGGCUCUGCUUCAAAACUCCUGCAACUCAUUUGCUGUGGAGUCUAGAAUCUCUCUUGAAAGUGAGCUGACUGAGUGGGCUAAAAUGCCAUGGAACAGAAGGAUAUAUGUAUUAAGAAGUCAUACUAAUUUGCUCUAUAAGCCGAAUGGAGUGCCAGAGAAUUUUCCUUUCCUGUGCUGAACUUAGGAGAAACCCAUGCUGAGUAACAGCACAGAUGCAGCUCAUUUGGGGAAAAUGAAGGAAGAGAAGAAAAACGCUGGAGUGGAGCAAAGGAGUUGGCAGUCAGUCAGAGCUUCCAAGAAAACGGGUGUUUUUUCUUUUCUUUUCACUUACCUGAGGCUCUCAGGGUCCACCUUGAAAGGGCGAUGCCCUCACCUCUCCCACGGCGCCGUUUCCUCCCCGGCGAGUUUUCUCCCUCUGUGGACUCGCGGCCCUGCAGUAGCCCAUCUGAGCUCCCAGGUAAGGCAGGGAAGCUCUUCCCAGGGGCCACUCCUCCCAGGGCCCCACGGCUGCCACGCCGGCUGGCCUGGUGUUCCAUUGACUGGGAACAGGUGUGCUUCCUGCAGAGGCUGGGAGUUGGGGGCUUCGGCUCGGUGUACAGGGCAACUUACCAUGGUGUUCCGGUGGCCAUAAAGCAAGUGAACAGGUGCACCAAGAACCCACUGGCAUCUCAGCGCAGUUUCUGGGCUGAGCUCAACAUUGCAAGACUUCGCCAUGACAACAUCGUGCGGGUUGUGGCUGCCAGCACACACACACCUGAAGGCUUUAAUAGUUUAGGCACCAUUAUCAUGGAGUUUGGUGGCAAUGUCACUUUACACCAAGUCAUAUACGGUGCUACCAGCUGCCCUGAGGAGGAGGAAGUGGAGCCUCUCUCCUGUGCCAGAGAGCAAUUAAAUUUGGCAAAGUGUUUGAAGUAUGCCCUGGAUGUUGUGAAUGGACUGCUCUUCCUUCAUUCACAAAGCAUUGUGCACUUGGACCUGAAGCCAGCUAACAUUUUGAUCAGUGAGCAGGAUGUCUGCAAAAUUGGCGACUUUGGUUGCUCUGAGAAGCUGGAAGAUCUACUAUGCUUCCAGACUCCUCCAUACCACCUAGGCGGUACCUACACCCACCGAGCCCCAGAGCUCCUGAAGGGAGAGACGGUAACGCCCAAAGCUGACAUCUAUUCUUUUGCCAUCACUCUCUGGCAGAUGACUACCAAGGAGGUGCCUUACAUAGGGGAGCGUCAGUACGUGCUCUAUGCUGUAGUGGCCUAUAAUCUACGACCAUCUCUUGCAGCAGCUGUCUUCACUGACUCCAUCCCUGGGAGAAGACUUGAGAAGAUCAUCCAGGGCUGCUGGAGGGCCAGUGCUUUGCAGAGACCAAGUGCAGAACGUCUUCUGGUUGACCUUACCUCUUUGAAAGCUGAAUUUGGCUGAGUCUAAACCCAUAUCAAGAUAAGCUUGUCUUUGUUUCUAUUUAUUUUUAAAGAAGUGAAGAUGUAGAAAAAAAUCAUUUGUAGGACAGACUUUUAGAAAAUAAAGUUACUAAAAACUUCUUUAGUCUCAAUACACUUUUUCUAACAUAAAUAGCAGAGCUACAAAUCUAGUUAUCUUAGUACUGCUAAUAAUUAACCUUAUUCCUUUAUAGAGUUACAUACUUUGCUUUCAAAAUUAGUGAGAUUACUUUAACAGUUCCAUAGUAUUGCAUUUAUUCAAAUUUGUUGUUGAUAAAAACCAAUUUGUCCAAAACAGAACUGAACUGUAAAAUGCCAAAAUUUUCUAUAAAUUCAAAUAAUAUGUUCCGUACCUACCACCUAAAUUUAAACUAUUAACAGUUUACUUGCCCCACACCAAAUAAAAACUUUUUUCAGAAAGAUUAAUUUUUUCUGCUCCUAUCCCCAAGAACUUUUUGUUUGU